Messenger RNA from Xenopus laevis (African clawed frog), 2373 nucleotides. RefSeq names its product POU class 2 homeobox 3 L homeolog (gene pou2f3.L). The record is from RefSeq and is a predicted model, not a curated record. The coding region runs from base 217 to 1677 and encodes 486 amino acids. NCBI's taxonomy places the organism in Eukaryota, Metazoa, Chordata, Amphibia, Anura, Pipidae. Gene Ontology annotation, molecular function: RNA polymerase II cis-regulatory region sequence-specific DNA binding; DNA binding; DNA-binding transcription factor activity. Gene Ontology annotation, biological process: regulation of DNA-templated transcription; regulation of transcription by RNA polymerase II. The transcript is spliced from 13 exons. Gene Ontology annotation, cellular component: nucleus.
UACUCUGUUAGGGUUGUUGAUACAAGUCUCACAGUUCAGUAUACGAGUUACCUUCCAUAAACAAAUUCCUUGGAAAAAUGCUCAUUGCCUUCAACGUUGGGAAGCAGAGGAAGGGAUGAAACCACUUAUAGUGCUGGCAGGGCUGGGAAUUACAGAGGACUCCCAGUUGGCAGCUGCUAUCAUCACUUCUUCCUCCUCUCCCUACUCAGUUGGCGUAUGCAAAUAGGUGCUUUGCAUGGGCCCCUAGCCAAGAGCACAGAAUGUUGGCUUAUACCUGAGAGGUGUGGUGGCUUCGCUAAACUGGAAUCCUCUCUGCCCUCCUUUUGCCAGGCCCCCCUCCCAUUCUCACCACCUCUGUGCCACUCAAAGCAGACAGAACCAGCAGGGCACACAUUCUAUGUAACUUUGACUAGCAGGAUGGUGAAUCUGGAAUACACUCACCCAGUUCCUUCAGAUAUUAACAUGAACCGGGAACCGGAUUCCACAGUGGAGCAGCAACAUGGAAGUGGACACCUGGAAAACGAUGCUGAACGAGACACGUUGGACUUUAGCAGACAGAUCAAAACGGAAGAUUUCAGUGAGGCACUACAGACGGGAAUACCACAUCGGCCAUGUCACCUGUCCCAGGCUUCCAUGAUGGGCGGAGGACAGAUGACUGGGGAAAUGACUUCUUUACAUCCUCUGCAGCAGCUGGUAUUGGUACCCAGUCAUCUACAGUCUGCCUCUCAGUAUCUACUGUCACAAUCCCAAAGUGGCCAACAAGGUCUUUAUCAGCCAAAUCAUCUCUCACUCCCUCAGCAGCAAGGUGGAAUCCUUCAGCCACAAACUGGUUUAGGUUUGGCUUCACAGGCAGUAGGACGUCCUGGACUUCCAGGUUCUUCUCUAGAAUCCCAUUUGGAAAUGGGUCACCUGCACGCUCCAAAACAUUUGUCUGUGGUGUCAGAUGAGCCAAGUGACCUAGAAGAACUGGAGAAAUUUGCAAAGACCUUCAAGCAGAGAAGAAUAAAGCUGGGAUUCACACAGGGCGAUGUUGGACUGGCCAUGGGAAAGCUCUACGGAAAUGACUUUAGCCAGACAACCAUAUCCCGAUUUGAAGCUCUUAACCUGAGUUUUAAAAACAUGUGCAAGCUAAAGCCCUUGCUGGAGAAGUGGCUGAAUGAUGCAGAAUCUGCCCCCUCGGAUACUGCCUUGACUCCCAGCGCCAACUAUGCCCAGCUCAGUGAAAUGUUUGGGCGCAAGAGGAAGAAACGCACAAGCAUUGAAACCAAUAUUCGUCUAACACUGGAGAAAAGGUUUCAAGAUAACCCCAAGCCAAGCUCUGAGGAGAUCAGCAUGAUAGCAGAGCAGCUAGUGAUGGAGAAAGAAGUGGUCAGGGUCUGGUUCUGCAAUCGGCGACAGAAGGAAAAACGAAUAAACUGCCCAAUGAAUCUACCACUAAAGUCCCCAGUCUACAACUCCAGAAUGGUACCAACAUCUGGUUCUUUGGGAUCUAUGUCCAUGACAGUGACAUCUUCUUGUUCCCCGGGGAAUUCCAGUAGACCUUCCUCACCAACCUGCGGUCUCCAGCCCUGUAGUCCAGGAUCAUCAUUAAUCAGCUCCAAGCCCACAGUGAACACAUCCGGUUACAGCAACUCAAGUUCCUGGUAUCGAUGGAAUCAUUCCCAAUAUUUCCACUGAGAUAUUGCACAAAGCAGGCACUCUUUCAGUGCAAGUAUGAAGGCGAUGCUUUGAUUGAUUGCAUAGUUUAUGUGAGGUGUAAAGAAUGAUGCAUAUUAUGGUUGGUGUUAAAAGAUUUAUCACCAUUCCGAAGCAUGAAGAUAGAAAGCACCCAGAGCUGCUUUCAGUGUUGUACAAAAAUGGAAGAUGUCUCUCAACCAGGAGGAACUUCCCACUGCUUCAUGAAUGGUUUCACCAGCAACAUACAUAUUAAUACAGGCUUUCCUGUCUGUUUUUCCUCCUGUGCUGAAAAAGCCCAAAACAACCAUAUCUGUUUUUAAGAUGUUUACGAAGUUUGCUUGUGUUCCCCUCUUUGUAUAUUUUCUUACCCUGUUUUUCCGUAGUUUUUUAUGGAAGGGAUGGCCUUGUAAUUUAUUCUCACUUGUAAAUAGUUUCUCUAUGUUUAUUGCGGCUCCUUUUAGUCAUUCAUGCUUUACAGAUGAUUUGUUAAGCUUUCAGAAAAAACAUCUGAGCCUUAAAAGUUAUGUUAAAUAUUCAUUAGGGUUUAGGGUGGGUAAAUGAGUCAAUGGCUAUUGAGUUAAAAAUCGAUGCCUCGGAAGCCUUGCAGAAUAAAACUGCCAUGUAAAUGUUCAGAGAUGUUUUGUAUGUAUACGGUAUUUAAAUAAAAUGGUAAAAAAGAGAAACUGUAUCUUCAUU